CUGUGUACAAUGUGUACAUUACAAAUCUUGUAUAAAAUUUCUGUUGGCUGAACUGGUCCACUUAUUCCGACUGAAUGCUAUCACGAAUAUCCGACGCUUUGGGGUGUUGUGACAAAGAUUCUUCAAGCGACUAUGCACCUGAAGGCAGUAGUUGGCUAUCAACAAGUGUGGAGGUUACUCCCUUUUUUGUGGUCCCAGCUCAAACACUACAAGAUAUCUUGCAAAAGAUUGGGAUAAGUAGAUGUCCGAAUACGGGACAGUUUUAUCUGACUAAAAUGCCAUUCUUAGCCGUUAACAAUCAUGUAUCCAAUCCUACUUCACCUUGGGCUAUGGCUUAUUCCGCUCAAAAGCGAUGCCGUUAUUUGGAAACUUUUCUAAAGUCUAAGCAUCAGUUGUGUCACAAACUGACUGAUGAAUUACGCAGUCUAUCAGCAAUUUCAAAUGAAGAUAUUUCAAGUAAUUUAUCUACGUUCUUCAAUUUGCUAUGUCCUUUACUUACGGACACACCCAAUGCGGAAGUUGAUCUUCCCGAUAAUGACGUCUUGCUGUUGUUUGGCUCUCCAGCAACAGCAUUUCAAAUACUUUUGUUUACACCAUGUUUGUGCUCUCUUCUGACGGACUUCGUGUUGGAGUUAGUUGCUAAUCAUUCGCCAUAUUCUGAACAUCUUCUUGAGCAAUUUCGACAACCCAUUGGUCUUCAUGCGUUGUUCGGCACCAAACAAACAUUUUCUGAUAUAUCCUCACGUCUUACUGAUCUGUUUCAGAUUGCUGAGGAACCACGAGUACAAGCCAAAAUCCUUGGGAUUCUUCCUGAUCUGGCAUCUUCUCCUUGUUCGUCAGGGUGUAUAUUAAGUGAUGAAGAUAGAUCAUCGCUUGUUUCCCAGCUUAUCAACUUACUCGAUAAUGUAUCUCUUGAAAAUCAACACACUUCAUCCAAGGAUUGUAAUGCAGUCAUUUGCCUCAUCGAGUGUUUAACGGAUUUUUCUGUGAAAGGAGACUUGAUGGAUAGAUUACAUUCUGCUUUCUUCCAACUUCUUGAUCGCUGUAAUGGCCUGGAUUACUAUUUUGAGUAUCUUCGUAUAAUAACUCGUUGUCUUUUGAUUAGUGGACCAGCUCUUCCACAGACACCAGCUGAGUUAUCUAAACUUGUAACGCGUUUACGUACUUUCUUCGUUUUUGCUAGAUCAGGCUUCGUUGAUUCAGCAGUUGUAAUAAAUUCUACUCUUGUUGACCUUUUACGAGUUGCAUUUCGAUUUAACAAAAAUAUUGCAUCUGAAUGGAUACGUGUAAUUGGCUUAGAUUCUCAAACGUGGGACUCAACCUGUCAGACUACCAAUGGUUUCACACCUCACAAUCAGUCUUUCCAAGAUUUUAUCAUACUAUGUAUAGCUCUCAGUACUCCAACAAUGACUGUUCAGAAAAGUGGAGAUAAUUUAGAUGCGGUUUCAAACACUUCUUCAAUGGAAGCUCUCUGUUCUUCUGACUCAUAUCAAUUUAAUCGCUUAAAAACUGAAGUGCUCUCUUCAGUACGUCGUCUUUUGAUUACUGGAAGGUUGUUUUCACAUGAUAAGAUCCAUAGUGAUAUAGACACAUUUCUAACAAAUUACGGAGAGUUACUAUUUUCUGGGAGUACUCGUCUUUUUUCACCAUUUACAUUCAUUUUAAAUCAGCUUAUCGCAUCAAAUGAUCUGGUUCCUACUCAUUUCAAAUUUGUAACCAGGUAUAUUGCCCUCUCUUUAUACAUCAAAACAUUCACUAGCUGCAUGAGUGACCAUUUACAAAAACAGGAAAUCAUAAGUCAUCUUGUUCACCAUUCGUUGACGGGGAUCAGUAGCUUAAUUGUGAGAAAUACUAGUCGCCCUAAGUUGGAAGGCAUCAUAGACGCUACCCUUGUGACAUUGAUACGACUAGCUCAGUCGAAUGCUAAAGAAUUCGGGGUUUUCGAGACAAAUUUACGUGCUCUUCGCAAUCAAGUUGAUUUUACGGGGUCUUGUUGUGAUCCUAAACAAACUAAUUUGAAAGAUUUUAACGUGUUUAACGGACACCACUCGGGCUAUUUACACCGGAAAAAACAUAUAAAACAUAUAUUUUUUAUACUCGCGUAUACGGCAUUUGGAAUCAGAGAACAUCGCGAACAACAGGACAGUUUACUGCUGUUUGUUCGUAAGCUGCUGUCAAGUCAGUCAUUAUUUUCGAAAUGUGUGGGUAUAAUCGGUGCUGUUGCAAUAAUUGAAGUAAUCUGUAAGAGGGACUCUUCAUUGAAAAACAUAGAACGCGAUUCGGCUACUUGUCUUUCACUGAAUGAAGAUGACUCUGCUGUGUUAGCUUCACAGCUUGCCCAUGUGGAUAGCGGUCGAAGCAGUACAUAUACCACGAAUACUAGUCGAAGCAGUAAUGCUAGUUCAUUGAGCUUGAAAGUUCCUGGCACAGAACUUGCUGAUGACCCAUGUGAUGUUCAUCUGUCAGUUGGUGACAGUGAGGAAGAUACAGGUGCUAACUGUUCUUCCCAUUCUUCUCACCUUAUAACGCCACCUUCUCGUCUCCUGCUAAGACUGAUAGGAUUGGUCGAAUAUUCAGUUCGUUCAUAUUGUCAACUAAUGGUGUUUUGGUUAGACGAACUGGCAUUUUGUUUUAAUCGAUUAACUCAACUAAGUGAUAAGUGCAGGACAAGUCAAUCCAUUUUAGAUCAUGGAUCUAUUAAUGAAUCUCCCUUUUACGGAGAAGGCAAAAAGCUUGUCAUUUGGAUGGGUGCUCGAAUCAUGCGCCAUUUCCAGGAUGAUUUCGUUUUGGAUAAUGCUUCUUUACAAAAUUAUUUACCUCAGUUUUCAUUGCAUAAACCGAGUUUAUGUGAAGUCGCAGUUGCUUUGGGACCCUCAUGGGACAGAUGUUCAGCUAAUCAACGUUUAUUCAAAGGGGAGAAUUCAUCUGUUUCGAGUCCUCUUUUAUUGCCUGCAUAUUUAAAUUUGAUAGCAAUUGUAGAGGCAGAUCAAAAUGGUGGAAAUUUGGAUACCAUCGAUGCUCUUUUGGGUUGUCCAGUCCUAGUGCCAAACAUGUUUCUGAACAGCGAGGCUACCCAGUUGAUCACGGCGAAUGAACCAGUCAGCAUUGAGGAGCCUUACUUAGUCAUAGGGACGAUCAACUGGUUCAUAGAAACUGUCAACGUUUUCGCUUCUAAGUUACUGUUUGCCAAUUCGUCUAGUUCACAAAAUUUUCACUUUCAUACAGUUGCAUCAACUAACGUGUUUAAUUCAACUCGUAUACAAUAUUUAUCAAUCCUUCUGCGUCUCAUUCAGAUUGCGAAACUUCGUCAUUGUCUCUAUUAUUACUUAGUAAUAGCAUUCAAAACGAAGGACGUCCAACAACCAGAUGCAGUUGAGAUAUCCGAUAUUGAAAACCCUGGAUUUCAGUCUCAUCGUAUGUCAACCGACAGUGAGUAUAAUGUUUCUUCGUCGAAUCUGUUCUUCCCUACUGCUACUUAUCAACCUGCAACGUGUUUUUCUAAUCAUUUUGCUUCUUACAAUAGAGAAGUCAAUCAAGUUUGGUUUAAUUGUGGUGUUCAUUUGCAGUCAUUUCUGUCUGGUGAUAUAGAUUGCUCUUCAGGCCGAAAAAGAAAUAGUUCCAGCUCAAGAUUUGGUACAUGUUCUAAAGGAAAAGAAAUACGUGUCUCCUCCAACUUAAGUAUUGUAAAGCGUAGAAAAGCAUUAGAGAACACAAUCGAAAGUCAAUGGGAUAACGUAAAUGAAAAUCAAGAUGACAAUUUAUCUGAAAUGAGUGAUUCAGCUGCUUCACAAGAUGAAUGUAAUGCAAUUCAACAGAGCGAUUCACCGCAAAUCCCAAGGAAACAUGGCAAGAAGACUGUUUUUGUUAAAUCAUCCAAAAUGGCUAAAGUCAGUAGAAAAGCAAUUAAAUCUGAUAAACUCUGUGUGAUGCCAAGUUUACGUGAAUUGACCACUUGUUUUCGCGAAUUGGAUCUCAGUGCCAUUGUUUUAGGUCUAAGCUCUUGGCCAUGGAUAGUGAAGUGUAAUGAUAAUCAAGUAUCCAAUGUGAGUUCUAUUGAUUGGACAACACUUACUUGGCUACUUGAUGAAUUAAGUAUCCGUUUGGACUAUGUUAUUGGGAUCCCCUUACCCGCCACAAAUGGAUGGAAUGCAUUUGAGCGUUUAAACAAUCUCACCGAAUCUUCGAAGCUUGCUUAUUUCACUUAUAUUGUUCCUUAUCUUGUCUAUAUACUAGUGCAUGCAGUGGAUUAUAUUUCAGGUAUAGCUAAGCACGCAAAUUAUUCGAACAAUGUGAGUGACACAGUUUUCUCAUCAGACUCAUCUGACGAUGAGCGUAGCUCACAGGAUAUUACGGAGUCCAAAAAGUCACAGUCGGAUGCACCUACUUCUGAAAAAACUAAUCCAAUUAAUGGAAGUAAAUUCAUCGAAAGUUUAUCAUCUGGAUUAAAUUGUCAGAUAUCAUCCAUCGUGUGCAUUUGUUUACGUUCUUUGUUGAUGUUCACAAAUGGAUUCAUUAAUCUCUCUCCAAACGUCGAACGAUAUUUAUUUGACAGCCCUGAUUCAUUAACUAUCAGUUCUAUGACCACUUUCACAUAUAAUACCAUAAACACAUUUGCCAAGUGUUGUAAAUCGAACAUCAAUACAAGUGCUACACGUGAAAUUAUGAUAAAUGCAGAGGGUAUCAUUAGACCCGACCACUAUAAGCCUAUUAAUCAUGAUUAUGAUGUAGAACAAACCACAUUGUUUAUGAAACAAAUGGAUGAAGUAGAUGGAAAACUUUUUGUUGAUAUUUACGAUGAAAAUCAUGACUCGCUGCCCAUUUUAAAAGAAAUAAAUAUGCCUAGAUUUGACAAUGCUGCCUUAUCUGAAAACCUACGUACAAUAAUCGAAUACUUGAUGAAGAAUUUAACACCAUCUCGUUUACCUAGUGCUUAUGCAGCUCUUUUACACUGCCGCCUUGUAUUUUAUUUGUCUUCUUUGUAUUAUGAAUGUCAAAACAGCUUAUCCGUCUCAUGUCAAUCAGAUGAAAAUACAUUUUGGGUUCCAAAUUUAUUCUCUUACACAAAAGACGUGUUGAAUCAAGAAUGGGAAGCUUCUAUCAAGUUGAAAGACCAAACUUAUUCAGAGUGCCUCCAAGCUCUACUAUCAUUCCAUCUUCGUUGUCAGUUCUAUCGUUCAAAAAAGCUUUGUUCGUUAUCUCAGUCAACUAGUUUAUUAGUAGAUUUCACCAGAAGAGUUCUCGCUCCAGCUGUACAGUGUCACCAGAAUAUCAUUCAUCCAUUAUCUUCAAAUGGCGUUUCUGACAAUUUACAUAAUUCAUACCGAACUUUAAAUCGACAGACAAUCGAUAUAUUUUGCCGUGAGGUGUUGGAAAGUGUAGUCUGGAUUUCAAAACAUCUAUGUGAUUUGCCAAGAAGCAUAAACACUUCAGUGAAUUCAGUUCAUUUGGACGAAAGCUCUAUUGUUGCUCAGUGGAAUCAGUGUGUUGAAGUGCUGUGUUGUAUUACAGAUUUUUUUCGAAAGUCUGAACGAAUAACGGAAUCAAAUUCAAGACCCAGUAGAAAUUUUCCUUCAAACAAGAGCAAUUCAAUAAUUCAUUUAUUACCAACAGUGAUGCGAACUGGACGUCUGUUCCUUCAAUUAUUGCUGAAAGGUGCUAUGCCUUUACUAAAUAAUUUGUUUAGACAUCGAGGUGUGGAGGUUACUACCUUCUUAAAGAACACACAACAACUAACUCGUUUCCUUCAACGUAUAUGCAAUCACGCUAAAGCAUAUCGUGACUCUCAACUAACUAAUCAAAUUCCAGCUACAAGACGGUGUUUGGAAACGUUUGUUUAUAAAGUCAAGGUUAGUUUCAUAUUUUUAGGGUUCCCUUAAAUAGUGAUAAUCCAUCCAAUGUAUCGAACUUUCUUAUUUUCAAUAGGAAGACAUUUUCACUGUAUGAUUGUAUGAACUAUCACUCCGUGUUCCCAAACUGGGAAACUUACUGAGUUAUAUGAAAGGGGAAAUAUACUAGCCACGUGAUCAUGCUUUCACAAAACAGUUGCUUGGAAGCGUUUUGGCUUGGAACAUUGAAAAAUCGAGAUCUUCAUGGGGCUGAUCUAUCAGAAGAUAAUGAUUCUAUUGAAGGUGAUACUGAAUGCCCUAGCACUGGUUCACGUUCUGUUAGUUACUCUAAUUCUUCUAGGAUCGACAUUAAUCGUUAUUCUGCGUCGCACUGUGUAUCUAAUACUAGUACUUCAACUUCAAGCCAAAUUGUAAAUGAAGGUCAUUCUACCCCCCGUUAUGCAGAUGGUGAAUCAGAAGUAGAGGAAGAAUUUGGUGAUCAUAGUCAAAAAUGUGAGGGAUUGACUGAGGAAGAGGAUGUCAUUAACGAAAGUCCUAGUGACGAUAGUAAUCUGCUUGAAGCAAAUGAUGAUUAUUAGAUUCAUUACUUUUACAUCUGCAAUCUAAUCUAAACCAAUUAAUAAAACAUUAAAUACUAUCUUGAAGCAAUAUUAUAUUUUGUCUCUGCAUGUGGUAGAUCCAAUAUUGGGAUCCAUUUGUUGUGUACUAGGUGUCUUCCUAUCUAAAUUCUACAAUUUUCCUAACUAUACACUUAGUCUGCUUGUCUCAGUUAUUUCUCUGAAGGAUACUAUCUGAGACGAAAUUGAUGAAGGUUAUGUAUGGUGAAGGCUGUUUUGAUUGUAUUACAAAUACCCCUCUCUAUUUUUAUUUCUGGUGCCACAAGUUUUCGGAUUGUUUCAUCUCGUCUUUCUUAAUAGGAUAUUUCAGCUUUCCUCUCCAAAGCUAGGGAACAAACGAAAGCAAAUGUCAUUGGAUGACAUUUUUACGUCCAUAGUUAAAUAUGUUUUUAUGUUACUUACGACACCAAAGCGUGGGUAUUUAUUUGAUCGCUUCCGAUAGGUCCGUUCAUUUUAGUCGUUCAAAGAUCUGUUUACCAAACGAGAUUAUAAAUCAUUCGUAUACUUAGAAUAGUAUAUUUACUUAGUUAACAAUAAAUUAUUAUUCAUACGUCUUGAAGCUUUAUUUUAUAUACUUGCUAACUUGGGGAAUCAUCGCGUAUAUUCAGAGACGUGUCAUUUAGAGUUGGAAUUUAAAUCAUAAAGUUUUCAUUUCAAAUUUUUAUGUAGUUUCUGUCUGGAUUCUCGCGAGAAAUUCAUCCUUUGAUAUUUCUAGGUUUCUUGUUAAUAAUAUGACAUGGGUAACCAAAAUAUCUAGAGAAGCGUAAACGAAUAUGGUAAUACAUUUAGAAGAAAAAACCAAUGUUUUGGUGGGCUUAGUAGUAAAAUAGUGGAUAAAAUCGAUUAGUGGUUUUCUGAACGUUUUUAAUGUAUCAAAUACAAAACAUCACUUAGAAUCUAGUAAAUCACAAGCAACUCUUAGAAUUGAUUUCUUAGUUAAAUCUACCUCUAAUUUAGCGUCUCUUUAAGAGAUAGAAGAAAUAUUAAAGUCUAAAUCGAUAGCAUCAUGUUUACGAAAAUAUAACUCAGUUAUGAUGUACAGAUAAUUUCUGUAGUAUUCUGUGUCCAUUUAAAAUCAUAUUUCGGCAACCAUUUUUAUUUUUUUGAUCCAUUGUUUGAUCAACCAACCAAUUCGCAUCUGAAAUGUGGAUGCAUGAUUAUAUUUAAAACAAAUUUACUUGUCUAUGUGGCCGUUUAUUUCGUGUAUUUGAGUGACCAAUCAUUUAUUACAUAAUUUUUUAUGAAUGAAUGCAAAACAAACUCAAAUAACCAUUUUUGUAGGGUCAAAACGUCAAAUUCACUUCAUAUCAUGUUUAAACGAUGCUUUUCAGAUUACUGCGAACAAUUUAAUAUCCUGUUGAUCGAGUCUAAACUAAACGUUGUGAAUGAAAAUGUCUUGUUUGACCAUGAUGAGAAAUUGUGCUCUCAGUUUUUCGGUUUUUGUAAAAAUCUCGCUAUUUUAAAGGUUACACUUGUGUUAUUUUGUUUAACAUUGAGAAAUUGUUCGACAAACGCAUGUAGAACAAUUUUUACGAUCUGAAUCAACCACAAAUUGAUUAAAUCCUUUGAUAAAGGCUAGUAAACUUUCAAACACAAGUCAGUAAACACAAUAAACAUAGUAUUGUGAGCAAAUGAACUAGACUAAUGCUUAAUUUUCAGUUUGACUGUUUUCAAACUUCCAUAGAUCAACGCAUUUAUACAGGUAGUUAUUUGUGAUUCGGUUAAUAUAUAUAUAUGCU
This is a messenger RNA of Schistosoma bovis, 8202 nucleotides long. The record is from the annotation of a GenBank genome assembly. NCBI's taxonomy places the organism in Eukaryota, Metazoa, Platyhelminthes, Trematoda, Strigeidida, Schistosomatidae.